AAGAUUUUGUCUUUUUUUAUUCAAAUAAAAUCAAAUAUUUAUAUAUAUUGUGAUUAUUUUGAACCAAAAUAUCUAUAUAUAAAUAAUCGUUUAUUUUAUUGUCAAAAUGUAAGGCGACGUCAGCGAGGGUUGCAUUAGGUAUAACGACUGUCCUAACCAUGACAACCAUCAGUACUGGUGUCAGGUCUUCAUUGCCAAGAAUUUCUUACGUCAAAGCUAUUGACAUCUAUUUAGUGAUGUGUUUUGUGUUUGUUUUCGCCGCACUUCUGGAGUACGCGGCCGUCAAUUACACGUAUUGGGGCGCCAGAGCUAAGAAGAAACCCAAACCAGACAAAAGUGAUCCCUCGGGAGGCGCUAUCUCUCCCUGCGCUGGCAAACAGACAGACAACGUAUACACCAACGACGAGAUCAUAGAAUUGCAUGACAUCCGGAUGUCUCCGAUUCCGUGUCUCCGGAAUCGACACAACAAGAUGUGCAGCACAAGCGAUAGUGACCUACGAUUCCCUCCAUCGCUGCGAAUGUCAAAUCCGGUUCACCGCAUGUCGUACUCGCCCGCGAGGGCCGGCGUCUACGGACCCAAUCGGUCGCGUUAUGGCCGAAGUGAUCCUUACAAUAGGGCUAAACCGCGAAUGUUUCAGUCUAUAAGACGUCCCUUCAAAGUGUCGAUCCCUAAGAUUAGAGACGUGAACAAAAUUGAUAAAUACUCGCGAAUCAUAUUUCCCGUCUCUUUCAUGAUAUUCAACGCGUUUUAUUGGACAAUAUAUACUCUCUGAACACCGUUUCACUCAAACACUCAAUUUGUCAGCACUUCUUCUCCACCACAUCACCACUCAAUGCAAACAUCCAAUGAUAGACUCAAUUCAUUAAAUCUAUACUCAAUUAUAAUUUAUAAAUAACAUAAAAACUAUAUAUUAUUAACAUUAUAACAUAGAGUAUAUAAAUCUCAAGACACAACAGCUUUGGUUUCAUCGCAGCUCUCAUUUAUUGAAAAUAAUAUUUCAAAAAAUGCUUACAUUUUAGGAAUUUUCUAAUGAAGUCAUUGAAAUAUACGAAAAGUGCUAAUCAUUUCAUAAGAGAGACUCUAAGAGUAACUCUAGAGGACAGACAUUUAACAUGUAUUUGAAAACCAGACUUUAAUUGACUACAAGUGUAUCGCAUCAUCAUAUUUGUCAACAUUUGUUAGGAGACAUAUAAUUAAAUUGUUUUUAUUUUAUAUUUCAUUGGAUAUAAUAUUUGAAAUUGACUUUUAAGUGGAUUUUUGUCGUAAAGAUUAACUAAUCUUAUUAUUAUACAGAGAUAACCACUUAAGGCAUGUCUUCCGAAAUAUGGAGGUAUGGAUGAGAUAAUGGUUUGCGUCAAUACAGUGGUGUUGUUUUUGCUAUAAAUAAAUGAUAUGUUAAUUGAAUCAGGAUUUGAUAUAAAGGCUCUCAUCUAAUCAUUUAUUUCAUAUUCAAAUCAAUUGAUUCAAAACUCAAUAAAAGACUCAAAUAAUUUGUUGCUCUAAGUUAUUAAAUACAUAAUCAUUAUUCCCGUGUUUGUCGUCCAAUGGUUUAAUUUGU
Molecule: messenger RNA, 1559 nt
Organism: Medioppia subpectinata
Lineage: Eukaryota; Metazoa; Arthropoda; Arachnida; Sarcoptiformes; Oppiidae
Source: the annotation of a GenBank genome assembly